Messenger RNA from Pedinophyceae sp. YPF-701, 1668 nucleotides. Lineage: Eukaryota; Viridiplantae; Chlorophyta; Pedinophyceae. The record is from the annotation of a GenBank genome assembly.
AUGUUCGAGCGGAUGGGGGCGUCCGACAAGCAAGUCGGGGGCGCUGGCGGCACGACCACCUUCAAGGGCCUCCUCGCCGCCGAUCAGGUCUGGGAGAAGGUCCGCAACGGACCGUACGGCGCCGCAGCGGGCCCUGCCCCGAGGUUCGUCCAGGACCGCCCUGCGCACGCAGCGCUGCAGGGCGCGCGCACGGACUACGACGUGGUGGUGUGCGGGGGCACGCUGGGCAUCUUCAUUGCGUGCGCGCUGCAGCUGCGGGGGCUGCGCGUGGCGGUGCUGGAGCGCGGGCAGCUCGCGGGGCGCGCGCAGGAGUGGAACAUCAGCCGGUCGGAGCUGGCCGAGCUCGUCGAGCAGGGCGUCCUGACGCAGGACGAGGUAGAAGAAGCCAUCAGGAUCGAAUUCAACCCCAACCGCUGCGCCUUCCACGGAGACAGGGGCGCGGAGCUGUUCACGGAGGGUAUUUUGAACCUCGGCGUGUCGCCCGCGAUGCUCGUGGCGGCGGCGCGCGCGCGCUUCGAGGCCGCGGGGGGCGUCACGAUGGAGAAGACCGCGCUGGAGGGCGUGACGGUGCACAGCGACUGCGCGCUGCUGUCCGUGCCGGACGCGGACGCCGUGGAGGGCGGGCGCAUCGCCGCGGGGCUCGUGCUCGACUGCAUGGGCCACGCGAGCCCGAUCGUGCGGCAGGACCGCUGGGGCCAGCGCCCGGACGGCAUCUGCCUGGUGGUGGGCACGGUGGCGAGCGGCUUCCCGGAGGAGCGCAACAAGACCAGCGACGUGAUCGCGACGGUCUCGGACAUCCAGGGCGCGAGUCCCGCGACGCGCGGGUCCCGGGUGACGGACGCGCAGUACUUCUGGGAGGCCUUUCCGGCGGGGUCGGGCCCCACGGACCGCACGACCUACAUGUUUGCGUACCUGGACGCGGACCCGGGGCGCCCGCGGCUGCUCGACAUGUUCGAGGACUACUGGGAGCUGAUGCCGGCGUACCAGGGCGUGGACCUGGACGCGCUGGCGGUGCAGCGGGCGCUGUUCGGCUUCUUCCCGACGUACCGGGACUCCCCCCUGACUCCGGGCCACGACAGGAUCCUGCAGGUCGGCGACGCCAGCGGCAUCCAGUCGCCGCUGUCGUUCGGCGGCUUCGGCGCCCUCACGCGGCACCUCCCGCGCAUCACCAACGCCAUCGUGGAGGCGCACGAGGCCGGCGCGCUGGACAAGGAGUCCCUCGCGCGCAUCAACGCGUACAACCCGGGCCUGUCGGCGGCAUGGCUGUUCCAGCGCGCAAUGUCGGUCCGCGUCGGGCAGCGCGUGGACCCGGAGUUCGUCAACCGCCUCAUGGGCGGCAGCUUCCAGGUCCUGCGGGAGCUGGGCGACCCCGCGACGAAGCCCUUCCUCCAGGACGUACUACAGAUGGAGGGCCUGCUCAAGAUGCUGGCGGGGCAGAUGGCCAAGGACCCGGCGGGCAUUCCCGGGAUCAUGGCGCACCUCGGGCCGGCGCCGCUGGCCGACUGGCUGGGCCACAUGGGCGCGCUGGGCGCGUACACGGCGCUGCACAAGUCGCUGGGGGGGCCGCUGAGGGACUAUGCCGUCGGGCUGCCGCCGAAGCAGCGGUUCGAGCUGAGGCGCAUGCUGGACGCGUGGGAGUACGGCAGCGGACUGGACUACCGCGGGUGA